Messenger RNA from Lonchura striata (white-rumped munia), 567 nucleotides. NCBI's taxonomy places the organism in Eukaryota, Metazoa, Chordata, Aves, Passeriformes, Estrildidae. The record is from RefSeq and is a predicted model, not a curated record.
GGGUUUUUUUACUAUUUUGGGCGGGUUUUUUGCUAUUUUCUUGUGGUUUUUUUUGGUUUUUUUGGGGAAUUUUUGGGAUUUUGGGAUUUUUGGGAAUUUGGGGAGGGGUCUCACCUGUGCCCCCCAGCCGGGACCCCCUCGGACGAGCCGGGCCCCCCCGAGGCGCUGGGCCUGGCCAAGCUGCCGGGGGCGGUGGACAAGGACCGGAGGAGCAAAAAAAAGCACGAGCUGCUGGAGGAGGCGUGCCGCCAGGGUUUGCCCUUCGCCGCCUGGGACGGCCCCACCGUGGUGUCCUGGCUCGAGGUGUGGGUGGGCAUGCCCGCCUGGUACGUGGCGGCGUGCCGCGCCAACGUGCGCAGCGGGGGCGUCCUGGCCAACCUGUCGGACCCCGAGAUCCAGCGGGAAUUGGGGAUCUCGCACCCCCUGCACCGCCUGAAGCUGCGCCUGGCCGUGCGCGAGAUGGUCUCGCUCACCAGCCCCUCGGCGCCGCCCUCCUCGCGCACCGUCACGGGGAACGUGUGGAUGACGCACGAGGAGAUGGAGUCGCUGCCGGCCACGCCCAACGCG